AUGUCCAUCGAAGUCGACUGGGCGGCGGCCACCUCUGGCCCGGACGGUGAAGCCCUAGCGGAGCGGAUUCGCGCAUUUGUCCACGACAAGUUCCAGCAAGUACCUCUGCCACGCUUUAUCCGCUCAGUCCAAGUACAUUCCUUCGAGUUUGGAACAAUUGCCCCCGACUUCGAGAUCAAAGACUUCUGCGAACCAUUCGCCGAUUUCUACGAAGAAGAUGACGAUGAUACGUCCGCAACAUCAGAGGAGCUUUCAGAGCAGUGGUCUCACUCUGACUAUGACGAUGGCCUGCAAUUGAACCACGCUCAUAGCCCUCACAGCCAUCCCCCAUACCCCGGUGAAGCGUUCCAGCCUUCCGCCCUGCGAUACCCAUUACCCCUUGGGGACCACCUCAAUCCGCACUUCCUGCCCCGCGCAGGGACCCCCGGCAUCCCAGGCGGCACGUCCACCCUUGGCCACCAUCUGAUGUCCCAAUUUGCAAACGGUUGGCCUGAGCCGCCAUUAGCUCAAGCUAAUCGCCCACGACCUCGCCCACCCCAACGGCCAGACCCCGAACUCGACACCACCACCUCCGCCUCACGACCCUCGACCGCAAACACUCACCCCUCACACCCAUCCAUCGCCCAAACUGGCAGCAGCGGAUCAAACCAAAAUGCUCCAGAUCCAGCCGACAUUCCCCAGCCCUCCACCGAGCAAACCAUCGACCCUUCCGCCCCCAUCCCGCCGCGCAUGCGCGAGCGCCGCCCCGAAGAUUUCCAGAUCUUGUGCCACGUGAAGUACGCCGGGGACGUGCGUAUGUCACUUACAGCCGAAAUCCUCCUGGACUACCCCAUGCCCAGCUUCGUGGGGCUGCCGCUCAAGCUCAACGUUACAGGGAUCACGUUCGACGGAGUCGCUGUGGUCGCGUACAUUCGCAAACGUGUGCACUUUUGUUUCCUCUCGCCGGAAGAUGCGGAUGCGCUGCUCGGCUCGGAAGCCCAGGACCAGGGGAGUCGGAAUCCCAGCGAUGACGGGCGGUCCCGGUCUGGGAGUGACCAGAAGCGGCAGGGCGGGUUGCUGCAGGAGAUCCGGGUGGAGAGUGAGAUCGGGCGGAAGGAAGAGGGGAAGCAAAUGCUGAAGAACGUUGGCAAAGUGGAGCGCUUCGUACUUGCUCAGGUGCGGCGGAUCUUUGAGGAGGAACUCGUAUACCCCAGCUUCUGGACUUUUCUUAUCUAG
This is a messenger RNA of Penicillium chermesinum, 1215 nucleotides long. RefSeq names its product ERMES complex subunit MDM12 (gene mdm12). Bases 1 to 1215 code for a protein of 404 amino acids. Gene Ontology annotation, molecular function: lipid binding. The record is from RefSeq and is a predicted model, not a curated record. Gene Ontology annotation, cellular component: ERMES complex. Gene Ontology annotation, biological process: mitochondrion organization; phospholipid transport. Lineage: Eukaryota; Fungi; Ascomycota; Eurotiomycetes; Eurotiales; Aspergillaceae. The transcript has 2 exons.